AUGAAGCUUCUUCUUGUGCUAGCUCUCAUCGGAGCUGCUUUCGCCUAUGGAGGCAAAGACAGUAUGCUGUCCAGCAACCGUAUUCAUUCCGAAGAUGGUCUCAUAAGCUCAACUUGUGAAGAGUGUGAAGGACUCGUCAAACGAUUCGUUCUUGCUUCUCACGAUGAACAGAAGAUGAGAGAGUUCAAGCUCUUACUUUCUGCUUUGUGCCACGAGACGUCAUAUGUCGAAGAAUGCAAAGUGUUCGUCGCCAAUAUUGAUAAAGUCAUUCAUAAAUUGGAACCUUAUCUGUCUGACUCUCACAGAGUUUGCAAAGCUUUCCGUUUCUGCGCCAACUCUCGACUUGAUGCUUUCCACCGUGUCGGACUCCUCUAUGCCAAGAAGGCCCUUGAUCAGAGCGAAGGAAUGAAGGAUCUUGCUUGUGACGAAUGUCAAUUUGCUGCUAACGAGCUCAAGCAGUUGGUAGAAGAUAAAGAAAAGCAAAAAUCCAUCAAGGAAUUCUUCUCCAAGAGCGUUUGCAUCUACGCUUACAGCUACCGUGGCAUGUGUGACAUGCUCGUUGAACAACUCCUCCCAACAUUCUUCGAACAACUUGAUGCCGCACUCCAAGUCCCCAAAAAAGCUUGUGCUUCCAUUGGUUUCUGCCCUAAGGAGAAAGAAAGCUUCCGUUUGUUGCCCAUUGCUCAUAACAAAGGCACUCUCAGAAAUUUCUGGGCUGGAGCUAAAACUCUUCAAACCAGCCAAGGUGUAGUUCUCAAAUCUUGCUUGGAUUGUGAAUUGGAAUGUGACGAGAUGCUUCAUCUUCUCGAAGAAGACAAAAAUGGAGUCGCCAAGAUUAUCCAAAACUUUGCUUGCAAUGAUAUUCUCCCUAAAAAUUUCACUGCUUCCUGUGAGGACUUCAUGUCCUUAUAUCUCCCUACCGUUGUUUACAUGACAAUCAAGCAAUAUACUGCUCGUGGUAUCUGUGAGAAAUCGGAUGCUUGUAACUCGAAAUCCGUAAUGAACCUUGACGCUCUUUCUCUUCAAGAGAAAAUGAGCCUAAGAAACGAAGCAUGCACUGGAACCAUGGAUUACUUGAAGACUGCUUUACUUGAGCCUGAAGUUCAACACAACGCUGUCGCAUCAAUUCACUCUGAAUAUUGUCAAAGAGUUCCAUCAUUCUGGAGAGAAGGGUGUUUCAUGUUCACUGCCAAGAUGAUCCCUAAGCUCAUCGAAAAGUCAAGUCUCAUUGCUGAGAGUCAUGUUCUUUGCCAACGUCAUCAGUAA
Messenger RNA from Auanema sp. JU1783, 1266 nucleotides. The record is from the annotation of a GenBank genome assembly. NCBI's taxonomy places the organism in Eukaryota, Metazoa, Nematoda, Chromadorea, Rhabditida, Rhabditidae.